CGGCCACAGCUGAUUUCACAUGUACUCUGCCGCGCCGCGGUGUCACACGCCCGUCCGCGCUCGCCUUCGGAAAAUGCCGGUUGUCUUGUGUCAAUGAAAACACGUGAAUGUGACUUUGGACUAUCGUAACCUGUUGGAAACUGUACAGUUAAACAUCCAGACUUAGCUGAUGCGAGAUCAAUGCGAAGCGUGAGCCAUGCGCAGCGACAUGGCUUACCGCGGGCUGUCGCAGCACGUGGAGCUGGACAGGGCCGCCGACCCCCGCGACCGGUUCAACCUGCAGGAGCUCAUCGGCGAGGGCACCUAUGGAGAGGUGUACUGCGCGCGCGACAAGAAGACUGGCAGACGCGUCGCAGUCAAGAUAUUGGAGAACAUAACGGAAAAUAUUGAGGAGAUUGAAGAGGAAUUUUUAGUUUUCCGCGAUCUGUCCAGUCAUCCCAAUAUUCCUGAGUUCUUUGGUCUGUUCCUCAAACGUGGUCUAUCGGCUGAUGACGACCAAAUAUGGUUCGUUAUGGAACUAUGUACUGGUGGUUCAGUGACUGACCUGUGUGCUGGAUUGAGGGCUCGUGGCAGCAGUCUUACGGAGCCUCAGCUGGCCUACGUCCUACGUGGGACCGUACGUGCCCUCACGCAUCUCCAUGCUCACCGGUGCAUGCACCGUGACGUCAAAGGUCACAACAUACUUCUCACCGAAGAUGGCGAAGUGAAACUGGUCGACUUCGGAGUGUCCUCGCAUCUGGCAGCCACAGCUGCGAGAAGAAAUACGUCAGUAGGCACCCCCUAUUGGAUGGCUCCAGAAGUCAUCGCAUGCGAACAGCAAUUGGAUCAGUCGUAUGACUGCAGAUGCGAUGUGUGGUCAGUUGGUAUCACAGCCAUUGAGUUGGCAGAAGGAGAACCUCCACUAUCGGGAUUACAUCCAAUGAGAGCCCUCUUUCAAAUUCCGAGAAAUCCUCCACCAUCUUUAUCCCAUCCAGAUUUGUUCUCGCCACAGCUCGUAGAUUUCAUUGCUGACUGUCUCAUCAAGGACAUGAAUCAAAGACCCUUUGCAAGAGAACUCCUUGAACAUCCAUUGCUAUUAGCAGUUAGUGCUUUCGAAGAUAAGAUCCGCAAAGAGCUCCAAGCUGAAAUAAAACGGCAAAGAGCCGAGGGCCGCAGCUGUCGAGCACCAGAUGCCACCACUAAAAGAGGGAAACUCAAAUCUCACCGAAAAGCGAAACCAGAGAAAAUGUAUACCGAUGACUUAGCUACUCUAGAAGUUUUAACAGAAGACGCUAUUGUGGAGCAACUCCAAAAGAGAUACAAUCAGAAUCAAAUAUACACGUAUAUUGGAGACAUUUUGGUCGCGGUCAACCCUUUCACUGAUAUCGGAAUCUACACGACGAAGGUAAAUAAUACUUCGAGUCAACAAAUAUACCAGGGUCGGUGCCGGUCGGACAACCCGCCCCAUAUUUACGCGGUGGCCGACGCCGCUCACCAGGCGCUCAUGCAUCAGAAGCAGCAUCAGGCCAUAGUCAUCUCGGGCGAGAGCGGUGCUGGCAAAACCGAGUCAGCCAACCUUUUGCUGAAGCAACUUGUAUUCUUAUCGAAGACACAAAGUGGCAAUGUAGAAGAAAAGAUUCUCCAAGUGAAUCCGAUCAUGGAGGCUUUCGGCAACGCCCGAACAGGGAUCAACGCGAACAGUUCCCGCUUCGGGAAGUACCUGGACAUGUCCAUGAUGAGGGUCGGCAGGAUCUCCGGGGCGAGGAUAUCCGUGUACCUUCUGGAACAGUCGAGAGUGGUGCAUCAGGCUUUGGGUGAAAGCAACUUCCACGUGUUCUACUACCUAUACGACGGGCUGGAGAGCGAGGGUCGCUGGAGGAAGUUCUACCUGGAUGAGCAGCUCAAGUCCCGGCACCGGUACCUGCAGCCGUUGUCUGUGGUCCACCGCGAGCACAACGUGCAUCGGUGGAGGCAGCUCAAUCAGGCUUUCAAGGUCGUUGGAUUCCAAGAAGAAGAGGUACAAAUAAUAUACAAAAUGCUGGCAGCUAUUUUGCAUCUCGGCGAUAUCGAAUUCGGGGAAAUGGCUGGCGAAGACAACGCAGACAACAGAGCUACUAUUAUCGACACAGCGCCGCUUCACAGAGCAUCAUGUCUCCUCGGCGUGGAGACUGCAGACCUCCGGGAAUGCCUUACGAGCAGCAGCGUGGUGGCCAGGGGAGAGACCAUAGCCAGGCACAGUUCGCCCACCGAGGCUGCCGUAGCAAGGGACGCGACCGCCAGGGGACUCUACGCCAGAGCCUUCGACAGGAUAGUGGAGAGAAUCAACGCUCUACUCUGCCAAAACAGACCACACAGCAAUGAACAACUAUCCAUAGGGAUACUUGACAUCUUUGGAUUCGAAAAUUUCACUAAAAAUUCAUUCGAGCAGCUCUGUAUUAACGUUGCAAACGAGCAAAUACAGUACUACUUCAACCAGCACAUCUUCACUUGGGAGCAGCAAGAGUACAUGGCCGAAGGGGUUCCCGUGGACCUGGUGGAGUUCUCAGACAACAGGCCUGUGCUGGACAUGCUCCUGUCUAGACCUAUGGGACUGCUAGCUCUGCUGGACGAAGAAAGCAGAUUCCCGCGGGCAUCAGACAGAACUCUCAUCGAAAAGUUUCACAAUAAUGUAAAGAGUAAAUAUUACGUCCGGCCGAAGUCUGAUGCAAUAUGUUUUGCUGUGCAUCACUUUGCGGGCCGCGUGGUUUACCAGGCUGACGGUUUCUUGGAGAAGAACAGGAACUUCUUACCACCAGAAGUGGUCCAGUUGAUGAGGCAGAGCCAGUAUGACAUAAUCAGAUUCCUGUUUCAGUGCCCUAUUACUAAGACUGGGAAUUUAUAUUCACCUCUUCAAGGAGAUAUUGAUUCUAGAACUUUAGAAAGUCCUGUCUACGGAGAUUCUCGGGAUCGAUUUAACAGUCGAGGUCUUGCUUCGCAAUCCCGUGCCCAGCAAACCGUGGCCACUUACUUCCGAUAUUCGUUGAUGGAACUGCUCCAAAAGAUGGUCAGUGGAACCCCUCAAUUUGUCCGCUGCUUGAAACCAAACGACUCCCGAUCGCCGAAACAUUUCGACUCCGCAAAGAUAUUAAAGCAACUUAGGUAUACUGGGGUGCUGGAGACAAUUAGAAUAAGGCAAAAUGGAUUCUCCCAUCGUCUUCCAUUUGAAGAGUUUUUGAAGAGGUAUGGAUUCUUAGCGUAUAGCUAUGACGAAGAAGUGAAACCAAAUCGUGAUACAUGUCGUAUCCUACUUAUGAGACUUAAAAUGGAUGGAUGGGCUCUUGGUAAAUCGAAGGUCUUCCUCAAGUAUUACCACGUUGAAGUACUGGCUAGAAUUUAUGAGGAACAGAUAAGAAAAGUGGUGCUAGUGCAAGCAUGCGCCCGCGGCUGGCUCGCGCGCCGCUACUUCCAGCGGCUGAAGGCGCAGAUGGCCAUCUCGGUGCUGACGCUGCAGCGGCACGUGCGCGGCUGGCUCACCAGGAAGCGCCUGCAGGAGCGGCAGCGGCAGCUGGCCAGGGAGUUCCAGCGGGAGCAGGAGAGCCAGAGGAGACAUCAAAAGCCUGGUGUUCCAAACAAAAACAAGGCCAUGAUGAAAGCGAAGGCGCUGCGGCGCAUGACGUCAGACGACAGCGACAGCAACGAGAUCAUGUCCGGCAACAAGGAGAACAUCGACACCGCGCGCGCUGCCGUCGUCAUACAGAGCCAUUUCCGCGGCUACACGGCCCGGCGCAAGUGGGCGAAGGGGCGCGCGCCGCCGCCGCCGCCGCAGCACGCGCCGCCGCCCACGCCGCAGCAGCUCAUGCAGCAGUACUCGGUGCAGGAGCGCGCCGCACAGCUGCAGACCUUCGCAGACCGGGUCCACGACAAGAACCAAGAGGUCCACAAGAACCUCAGGCGGAACAAGCCGGGUAUCCGUCUGCACGACGUGCAGCGACCCCCGGACGAGUACCGGCCGCCGCCCGGGUUCACGCUCGUGCCCGCCAUCGUGCGCGGCCAGCCUUCGCAGCUGGAGCAGGACGCGAGCAGACUAUCCAGUCCCUCGCCAGAAUUUCUGGAGAGCCCAGCGAGACCUUGGGAUCAGCCAUUGCUGAGUAAGAAAGACUUUGAGAUCAAACCCACAAGAUACCAAGCCCACAGCAAUGAGCACUGCGAGGACCGGCACCUGCAGCCCAACCAGAACUGGCAGAACCUGCCGUGCAGCCGCCAGUGCGGCGGGCUAGUCAGCAACAAGAUAAACGAGCUCGUAAAGAACGCCCAAAAGUCUGAGGCGCCGCCACGACCGGUCUACAACCAGGCGCACGACCCCGAAUCAGAUUUCCGUAAGAUCCUGCGCAACUCGCCCGAGAUCCUCGCCACCCCUAUCUUCAGUUCGGACGACGACUACACGGAGGGACCGUUCCGCUUCAAGCAGCUUCUGAGGCCCACUCUCGGCCCGACCGAGAGCCUCCGCAAGAGGAAAGUGCGGAACUCCCCCGGACAAAGCCCGUGGAUGUCGGAUAGCUCGCAAGACAGCACUAGCUCCAAACAGCCUCUGUAUAACAAACGCCGCCCACAAAUCAGUAUGGGAGUGUAUUAUAAUUAGCCAUUUGAAUUGUUUUAUCAACCGACCGAAUAAAAAUGGUAGAGAUGGUUGGUCAUAGAAUGUUUGGUAUUUUAUAGUAAAUACCUAUAAAACAUAUUAUUUAUUGUUGAAUCAAUUUCUUGACACCUAAAUGUGAAUAACUGUUUACUUUUAAAUAAAUCCAAUAAAUAAUACGAGGAGCUUUAAAAGUUCAAAAAGCUCUAGAAUUUCAGCAACAAUAUACAUUGUUUUUGCAACCGCGGUUCUAUUGUUUCCGUCCACGCAUAAUUUAUUGGAAUACGCAUUCAGAUAAAUGGUAUACGAAUAUUAAUUUAUCAUAUCCACGUCCGCUCAUCCGCUAAUUAAUUACGUAUGCGGAUGCGUACGUCUAUCAUCCUAUUUAUUCACUCGCGGAUUUGCAAUUCAAUGAGCAGUCACGACUCAUGAACUAUGACCAGUCAACUGCGUUUGAAUAAUUACAUCGUCUAGUUUAUGUAGUUUAACUCUAUCCCUAAACACUAUAAUAACAUAGUCAAUCAAGAUUUAGAAAAAUAAUUAUAUUACUCGUAUUGUUAAGUAUAAAGGUUGAAUAUUAUUAUUUUGUAAUUUAUGUAACAUAAUGAUAUUUGAAAUAGACCACCAAUAAUGUAAUAUUUAGCAAUAUGUUCUGUCAUACGUCAUUCUUCGUAAUACAAUUACCAAAGCUUUAGUAAAUAGUUUACUUUGUAAGUUACUUAUUUUGUGGCCACAUACUAAAUAUAUUGUAUUUCUGUUCACUGUUCUAACUCCUCGAUAUACAUUAUGUAUCAGUAUUAUAGGUUUUGUAUAGUUUUUGUUAAACUUUUAAAAUUUGUAUAGGUACAAUGUGUAGAUAAAAUAUCUGAAGAAAAUAGAUCUCAGGCUGAAGUAGGCAGAAUAGGUUUCAUGGAAUUUGAUAAUGCCAUUAAAUGUAAUGGAAUUGGAUCAUUGACAACUUUUGUGAUAAUGUGCCAAUGAUUAAUAAUAAGUUUACUAGUUAUCUGU
Ostrinia furnacalis (Asian corn borer) is the source of this 5599-nucleotide messenger RNA. Its product is annotated as myosin-IIIb. Gene Ontology annotation, biological process: peptidyl-serine phosphorylation; regulation of actin filament length. Gene Ontology annotation, molecular function: microfilament motor activity; protein serine/threonine kinase activity; protein binding. The record is from RefSeq and is a predicted model, not a curated record. The transcript is spliced from 23 exons. Gene Ontology annotation, cellular component: myosin complex. The coding region runs from base 197 to 4597 and encodes 1466 amino acids. Lineage: Eukaryota; Metazoa; Arthropoda; Insecta; Lepidoptera; Crambidae.